UGUUUUGAGUUCUGUUUCGUCACACCUUUCGUUUUGUCAAUUCAAUUCAAUUUUGUCAAUCGAACAUAGAAUCGCAAGUUCUUUUCACAAAAGGAAUGCAAAAAGCAUCUCAUAUAGCACGACAAAACUCCCAGGAACAAAUACCCCCCGAAUUUAUGUCUACGGUCAAUAUGAAGCGGAGAACAUUGUCCGGCAGCUGUGGCGUAGGUUUUUUCGUGCUGGCAUUUGGCUUCAUAGCCAUCGCAUUUGCCACACCCAGCUGGCUGGUGAGUGAUUAUCGCAUUACUGGAGCCAAAAUGGAUCGCUUGGGCUUGUGGGUGCAUUGUUUCCGUUCGCUGCCAGAUGUGAACGACGACAGCCAACGCCGCUUCUUUGUGGGAUGCAGGUGGGUGUAUGACCCAUUUACAACGGGCUACGAUGAGAUUCGCGGUUUCCUGCUGCCCCCCUUCAUGAUUGCAACACAGUUCUUUUACACACUGGGCUUUGUGGGAAUGUUGGUGUCUGCCAUAGGAGUGUUGGUGUUUUUCCUAUGUGCUGGACCCGAUCAGAAGCACUUUGUUAAACUUAUACGUAUUAUUGGAUAUGUGGUGCUUGCAGCUGGGGCAUGUGCUGGCUUGGCUGUCAUUAUUUUUGCCUCUUUGGGCAAUCGUAACAAUUGGAUGCCAGAACAUGCCAACAAUUGGUUUGGUUGGUCGUUUAUCUUGGCUUGUGUUGGGUCAGUGAUGGCCUUGGUGGCCGGUACUCUGUUUCUCACCGAGGCCAAUGUGCAGAAACGCAAGAGGACCCUGUUCAAAGAGUCUCAGACCAGAUUUGAGAUGAUGCACGGUGGCAAGUAACAUCAACUGCAACAACAAUAUCCAUCGUUAAGACACCAACGUCCCACCCAUUGGAUAGACCGCCUCCUCAGGAUUCAUUCAUAGUUAUUUGUAGAAUCUCAUCAUAUAUUCUGCCCGCUACAAACAUCAUCUCCUUAACUGAUUUUAAAGUGUGUACAUGUGGUCGAUACUUACUCCCAACUUCUACACAAAACAAAAAAAAAAAGACUAUAAUGUAUGCAGCUGAAAGAAAAGGUUCCCAUACCGUUUACAACUCUACCGUUGGUACUUAUGAUUUAUGCUAUUAUGCUCAUUAAAAAUAUACUACAUUCCGGUAAAGACUGAUUGCGCAGAAAUUUCAUUGUGACCGCGCCAAUUUGCGGUGACCUAAGCAAUAGAAUCUCAAAAACCUCCCCACAGUCCACCACCACUCUCCACAUCAUCCAGACACAGUACGAGCAAAGACAACGAAUGAAUGUAGUAGACCUUAGAAUGAUUGCAUGUCGAAUAUGCAAUUAUCACACAAAAAAUCACUUACUUCAAAUUCAAAUGAUGCCUGAAUAUGAACUCGAGAUGAAUCAUUUGAGAAUCGUCCACAGCCAUCAACAUCAUAAACGAAAAACGACAUAAGCUAGGCAGCUCAAUAAUUUGCACAUUGCAACUUACCAAUGCACACGACCGACAACUUGCAUUUGUUCUCAAUUUUAUCUUUUUUCCGAAUCUCUUAAUUAUGUUUUUUUUUUCUCGAAUACUGAAUAAUUAUGAAGUAGUAACACAAUUUCGAAUGGAAUGCAGUGUUUUUUACGUUUUGUUUUUACAUUGUGCCUUAGAUAGUAUUGUAAGCAUAGUUCGAUUGUUUUACACCAUAUACAAAGAAAACAGAAAUUGGAACAUCCAAUCACUUAGACCAUAAGAAAAUCCCCUUUGCCCAUAUCUAUCUUUAAUCCAAAAUAUUUGUAUUUUUUACAUUCCAUUUAUACAAAGCAAAGGCAUCUUUUUUAAUACCUAAGACGACACAUCAGUUGCAAAUAUUUUACAAAAUGUUUUUUCAUAUAUAGAUAAGUACGUAUGCCUAAACAAACAUACAUUUAUUACCAUUCCGUCCAAGUUUUACAAAUUUUAAUAAAAAUUAAACGAAUUUUUCUAAUGGAAA
This is a messenger RNA of Stomoxys calcitrans (stable fly), 1968 nucleotides long. RefSeq lists its product as uncharacterized. Gene Ontology annotation, biological process: regulation of tube size, open tracheal system; septate junction assembly. Lineage: Eukaryota; Metazoa; Arthropoda; Insecta; Diptera; Muscidae. The record is from RefSeq and is a predicted model, not a curated record. The transcript has a single exon. Gene Ontology annotation, cellular component: septate junction; membrane. Bases 96 to 836 code for a protein of 246 amino acids.